Rhodofomes roseus is the source of this 1601-nucleotide messenger RNA. RefSeq lists its product as uncharacterized. Bases 252 to 1430 code for a protein of 392 amino acids. Lineage: Eukaryota; Fungi; Basidiomycota; Agaricomycetes; Polyporales; Fomitopsidaceae. The record is from RefSeq and is a predicted model, not a curated record. The transcript has a single exon.
GAGAGGUCUGGAAGAUGGAGUCUGGGUGGGAGGGAGACCGUCGAAGGCAGGGAGGGGUCAGAGUUUGGCGGUUCCAGCCAUAGCUAGAGUACAGCUCCGGGUAUUGCAGAAAGCCGUUGCGGUGGUACAAAACCUGUUGUCUGGUCGUGUCCCAGCAGCAGUCAGUCCACCGCCAGUAUUACACUCGACUAGAGCUAUAUAGGCGCGCCACCGCCGUCUCAGCCUCACUACCUUCCAUCCUCCCUGGUGCAAUGUCUUCCUCUGGCCCACAACCGUCCUUGCCAGUCGAGCUCUGGCUCCACAUCUUUCGACUCUCGACACUCUCACCGUUGACGACACGCCUCUAUGUCGUUUCGUACAGCCCGUUCCAGACCAUACCGCUAGAGGCCGAGGACGAGUCCGUGACGAAGAAGACGAAGUCCGCGCUCGUCCAGGUUUGCAAGCAGUGGCGAGCGUGGGCCCUCGACCUGCUCUUCGAGGACGUCUGGAUAGAGUGCCCGGAGAAAAUGAGCUCGCUUCUGGGGGACGGGUCGGGGUGCGGGCGGUGGGUGCGCCGUGCAAGCCUCCCGUAUAUGAGCUCGGCGACGGUGAGCCCUCGCCCUCUCGAGGCGAACAAGAUGCUCGAGCAGUGCCCGCACCUCGAGGUGUUGGUGCGCAAGGGUCCGACCCGGAGAGACGUCGACACGCGCUUCGAGUUCGCUGCCGAGUGCCCUGCGAUGCCCUCGCUGAAGCGGGUCGACUGGUGGCACGUCAACGAGGCUGCUCGCUCUGGAGGCAUCAACCUGCUCGGAGACGUCCUCCAGAAAGCACCGAACGUGCAGUACCUCUCCCUGGGCGGGUACGUCCGCUUCUCGUCGCUGUCCGUGAACGGCACCGCCAUCACGCUUUCGUCCCUCACGACCCUCCGUUUCCUCCGCCUGAACGCGGCGCUCGUGAGGCAGACCUGUGGAUGGUCUAUGCCUGCUCUGCAGCACAUCAUCAUAGAUACUGUGGAGGACGUCGCCGUGCUGUCGAUGUUCUGGGAGUCCUUUGGCGAGCAGAUCCGCACCAUUGAGCUCGGGCACUACCUGAGCUACUUCGUUCACGACUGGCUAUCCUUCAUCCUCCGCGGGUGUCCCCACAUCACGGAACUCAAUUACUACAUCCACUUCACCGCCAUCCCUACCUUCGACGACGAAAAGGACACAUUUCCUCUCCUCACUACAGUCGGCUUGCACGCUCAGCCGAACAUGAUGAUCUCGCCGGAGAGCUCGGGAUACUGGGGGCGCAUGCAAUCUCACUUCGCGAUGCUGUGUUGCCCUUGCUUCCCUGCUGUGAAGAAGGUACUGCUCUAUGGCGACUGGAGCGGAAUUUCGAGCGACAUCCGGUAUCCGUUCCUCGUACAGCCUUUGCUUGACCGGCGCAUUACCAUAGAACGCGUGGAAACCUAGACUACUGUAGAUCUCGACUCCAUACUGUUGUAUUUAUGUAGACCCCUCAGGAUGUUUUGGUUGCUCGCCAUUGGCUAUAUAUGUGAACCGAGUAUCGUAAUACAUGCAAUGCUGUACUGUGCCAAUACAUUAGAUCGUAUCAUGUCCGACGGAAGUGUGCUACUAAGCUGA